UUGCCAAUUUUUUUUUUAAAAGAACUGAAAGAAUCGGUUCAGAACAGCUGCUGCUACUGAGCAGAACUGAGCUGAUUACACAUAGUUUGGUCUUGAUAGUCUCUGUGUGUGUUGGGAUCGGAGUGGAGAAACCUGUCAGACACACCCUCUUCGAAGCCAAAAAGUGAAAGUGAAAACCCUGACUGACUGCUAACUCACCUCGUUCCAACGAGAACACAGACUGCAAUCCGGGCAAACGAGAACACGGACUGUAAUCCGGGCAAACGAGAACACGGGCACAAGCAAAGAUCUGCAAUAGGAACAGUUUUCCUCAAAACGUGCCUCGGUUUUAAAAGCAUUUCUGAUGGAGUUCCUCACAGUCCUCUCAGCCGGACUCGCUGGCCUGGUACUGCUCGCGAUCGUGGCUCUGGUUAAGCACCACGGAGGCGCCUACCUGGCGUGGCACGUUUACCUUCAGGGCUACAUGAAGAGCCUCUUCAGCAGCAGAAGCAAGGAGCAGAGGAUCCUGGAUUUUGUGCUGAAGCAUGCUGUGCCAGGGGACCCCACCAGUGUGCUGAAUGCCAUUGACAAAUACUGCAGUCAGCAGGAGUGGGCCAUGAACGUCGGGGAUGAGAAAGGUUUAAUCCUGGACAGAGUCUUGCAGGAAGCUAGCCCCUCCCUCGUGCUGGAGCUGGGCACCUACUGCGGGUACUCUGCUGUCAGAAUGGCUCGUCUGCUCAAACAGGGCGCUCAGAUCCUCACUGUGGAGUUCAACAGAGACAAUGCAGAUAUUGCACGCCAGGUUCUGGAGUUUGCCGGGGUGAAGGAUAAGGUGCAGAUUCUCGAGGGCUCCUCCUCCGAGGUGAUCCGGCAGCUGCAGAAGAAGCACGCGGUGGACACUGUGGAUUUCAUCUUCAUCGACCACUGGAAGGACCGCUACCUCCCUGACACCAAGCUUAUGGAGGAGCUGGGUUUGCUGAGAAAGGGAACAGUCAUACUGGCAGACAACGUCAUCUUCCCUGGAGCCCCGGACUUCCUGCAGUACGUCCGCAGCAGCCCCAAGUACGACUGCACCUACUACCCCUCUCAUCUGGAGUACCUGGACGCCGAGGACGGGCUAGAGAAGGCUGUGUACAAGGGCUAGACCGUCCGUGUGACCGGGCUCACGUCACAUUCAUGAUCCAGCUCAAAACCUUUUCACUGUUGCCAGCCACGAAUGACACCUCUUUACAAAGACAGUUUAAUAAAGCAUUACUAAAGCUCUAA
This is a messenger RNA of Acipenser ruthenus (sterlet), 1245 nucleotides long. RefSeq names its product catechol O-methyltransferase-like. The record is from RefSeq and is a predicted model, not a curated record. The coding region runs from base 344 to 1123 and encodes 259 amino acids. The transcript is spliced from 5 exons. Gene Ontology annotation, biological process: developmental process; catecholamine catabolic process; dopamine metabolic process. Lineage: Eukaryota; Metazoa; Chordata; Actinopteri; Acipenseriformes; Acipenseridae. Gene Ontology annotation, cellular component: dendrite; axon; membrane. Gene Ontology annotation, molecular function: magnesium ion binding; catechol O-methyltransferase activity.